GUUUGUUGAUGAGCGGCAGGAGCUGCUCCGGCUGUCGCUCUCCUCCUCCACACCAGUCCUCUUCCCUGCGGUACUCCUGCUCCAGACUCUCCAGGACCCCACACACCUGGAGAGGCAGACAGACAGCUCUGCUCUCUGCUGCAGAGCCAGAGCCACCUGGUGAGUCCUCUGCAGGGAGUCGGCAUGGAGGAGAGCCUGGAGAGACAGAAGAAAGACAGACACACAGUAACCUCUAUGGCCUGCUGGAGGCGCUCAUGCUCCCUCUGCAGCUGCUCAGCUUCGGAUAAACAGCUGGAGUUCAACAUACAGGACGACAACAUGACCUCGCCCUCUGAGAUCCAGCCUAGCACCUGAGACACAGACGGACGGACAGGUAGAGAUUAUCACCUGUGGUGCCUGGAUGUCACCUGGAUCUGCAGGAGGCGCUGCAGCUCCUCCACCUGAGAGGAGAGACCCCCCUCUGCCUCCGACAGCUCGAUACCUGAAACACACACACCUUCACAGUCAGGACAUUGGGCUGGUACCUGCAUGCGUAGCUCCAGGUCUCUAGCUGCCUGGUAGAUCUCCUCCUCCUCACACUCUCCGGACUGAGCCAGCUGAUCUGCUGCUUCCAGAAGCUUCUCUGCAUUAGUGUCGCUGCAGUGAGGAUGGAGUCGGUGGAGGAGGCCGUGGUGUCGGAGCUGAAGGAGCAGCUGCAGGAUGAAGACCUGAACCCGGAGCAGAGAAUCCACCUGCUGAACAGCGGCAUUAACAAGGCUCUGAACGUGGCGGCGGUGCAGACCGACAGCAGCGUGUUGACUCGUGUGAAGUCUCAGUUGUAUCACAGUGGGGUCCUGAGUCACUGUGUCCUCGCCCUCUCUCUGGAUCCCAGAAGGCUGAGGGGCAACUGGACCGCCGCCGCCGCCACACUGGCCCAGCUCACCAGUUCCUGCUGUGUUGGGGGGGAUCCCGGUGAACAUUCAAAGGCCUUUCAUAGGCUGUUCCUGCCGUCAGUCGUGGACUGCCUCCUGUCAUUGGCCAGCCAGCUGAUGAGGCAGACAGAGUGUUUGUCUGUGUUCAGGAAGGUGAUGGAUUCAGUUGGCUGGCUGCUCAGAGCCCACACACAGCUCACCACACAGGUUCUCAGCUCUGUCCACUAUGAGCAGAUCCAGAUGUGUGAUGAUGUGACUGUGUCUCUGCUGUGUGUCCAACUGUGGAUUCAAACCUGCACAGCCAGCAGGGACUUCCUCUCCAGGUUGAGUGACGACUCUGUCUUGUUGCUGCUUAACGAGGCUGUCGGCCAAUUAGCCGUCAGCUCUGACUCUGCUGUGGGCGGGGCCUCCAUCAGACUCAUCCUGCUCAUGGCCAAUCAGCUGCAGCUCCGGCUCCAGCCCUUCCUCCUCAACUUCAGAGGUCUGGACAACCUGCUGAACAAAGACUGGAGGGGGCACGGCUUUGACCAGGACGUGGAUCAGCUGAUUGCAUUCAUCCAAUCAGACAGAGGCAUAACGAGUCCCUCUCAGGUGGUUCGCACUCCGAGCACUGAGCGUGUGCGGGCGGCGUGUGUGAUCCAGGCGGCCUGGAGGUCGUAUCAGACCAGACGCAGAGUGAAGAGUCUCAGCAGAGCUGUUAGUACGCUGCAGAGGAGAUACAGGGCUCGGAGGAGGCAGCAGCAGCAGCAGAAGGAGGUGCGGCAGUGGGAGGAGGAGCUGAGGUACCAGGUGUGUGUGAGACGUCAGCAGGCGAGGAGGGCGUUCCACCAAAAACAGAGACAGCUGCUGCAGCUCCUGCCUCCUGACCAGGUGCAGUCGUACCUGCAGGAGUGCGAGCGUCAUGCGGCCGUGGUGAUCCAGAGGGUCUGGAGAGGCUUCAGAGAGCGACGGCUCUACAAUAACACACUCCGACACACACUGAUACACACACGCACACAGCAGCAAGCCGCCAGGACGCUGCAGAGGGCGGUGCGUGGCUUUCUGCAAAAACAUCGAGCUUCAAGGGCCCUGCCCACCACACCUUUCUGGAUUGGUCAGAAAGGUUUGACGGACAGCAGGAGGGCGGAGCUAAAGGCACAAGUAGAGGACUACAUUGCAGCGCAUCCUUCGUCCCACGUGUCUCCUGAGGCGUGCAAGCGCCUCCAUGAGGAGGCGCAGCUGCUGCUGCUGUCGGAGCUGCAGAGAGGAGGGCAGUGGAGGAGAGAGGAGCAGAGGGUGGAGGCUCUGCUGGCUCACACACACACCCAGCUGGAGCUGCUCAGAGAUGCCCCAUCCCUCUCUGUCGUCACGGCGACAGAUGCAGAGUCCUUCCUGAGCCCCUCGGGUCCCAUUGCCGCUCGUGCCCGUGAUGCCCACAAUGCAAUGCUGCAGGCGAACCGGCUGCCAUGGUGGAGGACUCUGGGAGAACCGCUCGACGUGUUUAGCCUCGCCCACCUGCAAGAGCUGGAGGCGGAGCUUGGAGGACUGUUUGUAGGAGGGUUAGCAGAGGUCAGCAAACUCACUGAGGUGGACAGAAUAAACCUUUAAUCUGAACCUGUCCUCACAUCCUCACUUGGAGGUGUGGGACUGGUGUGGGACUGGUGUGGGACUGGUGUGGGACUGGUGUGGGACACCUUUACAGUUUUUGUGAAACUCACUUUUGUAAACCCGUCCUUCCUUUUUUGACUCAGAGAGCAGUUUGCUGUUAAACAUUUCAUACACUGAUGAAAGAUUUGAUAUAACUUUGUUUUGCAUGAUUUCCUGUUCACAGGUUUAGUUUAUGUUUUCGUUUGCUGUCUCUCACAUGCGUUACCCAGACUGAACUCUGACAGGCUGCAGAGAGGCAGGUUGGUGAAAAGCAGGUGAAACUCACACAGGUGAGGGUCAGACAUGAAAAUAUCUCAGCUGCUGCGCAGGUUGGUCAUUUUGCAGUAACCAGCAUCAAACAGCAGAGGGAGCAUCGUCUUCACCACAGGAUCAUGAUGAGUAGAUUUUCUUUUGCUGGGAGGGGAGGGUGCGUUUGUUUUUCUCCUGUGUGCAGCUUUAAUGUUCUUAGUUUAGAAAAAGGUACGGACAUAUUAUAAUGUGUAGAAAGAGUUUUAAAGAGAGCGACACUGUCUCCACACACUGUACACUGAUGUUUUUUACUCAUUAAAGUUUAAUAGU
This is a messenger RNA of Toxotes jaculatrix (banded archerfish), 3116 nucleotides long. RefSeq names its product IQ calmodulin-binding motif-containing protein 1-like. Gene Ontology annotation, molecular function: calmodulin binding. The transcript has 19 exons. Bases 648 to 2498 code for a protein of 616 amino acids. Gene Ontology annotation, biological process: cilium assembly. The record is from RefSeq and is a predicted model, not a curated record. NCBI's taxonomy places the organism in Eukaryota, Metazoa, Chordata, Actinopteri, Toxotidae. Gene Ontology annotation, cellular component: cilium.